This is a messenger RNA of Caenorhabditis briggsae, 2670 nucleotides long. The record is from RefSeq and is a predicted model, not a curated record. The transcript has 5 exons. Gene Ontology annotation, molecular function: RNA binding; protein binding. Gene Ontology annotation, biological process: RNA processing. Bases 1 to 2670 code for a protein of 889 amino acids. NCBI's taxonomy places the organism in Eukaryota, Metazoa, Nematoda, Chromadorea, Rhabditida, Rhabditidae.
AUGUCGGAUGUUGAAAUGGAUUCUGGAUCGGACGGAUCCGAAAUGGAGGACCUUGACGAAUCGAUUCAAAAAGUUAAAGACCAAAUGAAGGAAGAUGAUCGCGAUGUCAAUCUUGCUAAUCAACUGUUGGUUUUGCUUCGAAAAAAUGGAGAUUUCCCAGAACUCGAACAAAAAAGGAAGAGAUUUGUCGAGUGGGCACCUCUGACUCCUCUGAACUGGAUAAAUUGGAUCGAGGACUUUCGAAAGCAAGAGCCAGAGCCGAGUGUGGAAGACGUCGAAAAAAUGUUCGAAAGAGCAAUUUUCGAUGAAAACGACGUCACUAUCUGGGCAGAACGGGUCAUGUACUCAUACAAAUGUGCACAUGAUGAGAGAAGUGACAAGGACUUUGAAUACUGCCGAGAUGUGAGUUUAAAAUCCUUGAGAGGAUUUUCGAGCACUCAAAUACAUUUUCAGACAUGCGAAAAAGCGCUUACUGCAAUUGGCAAUCGAUAUGAUGCUGGGGGACACAUUUGGAUGUUAUUCCUUGGAUAUGAACUGAAACAUUUCAGAAGUAGGUUAAAAUUUCAUAAUCUUGGUAUUCAAUAUCUUUUUCCAGAAUACAUAAACAGUUCGGAAUUCCAACAACAAGCUGAUCAAGUAGCGCAUUUAUUCAAAAGAGCUCUACGUUGUCCCACAGACCAAUUGGAAGAAAUUUAUUCGCAAUCUGAACAGUUCUGCUCCGAUUACCAACAAGACAGUCAUGUUACUGAGCUCAAAAAGCUAUACGACGCAACAAUGCGACAGAAGGAACAAUUAGCCAAAUUUCAAAUUCUCAUCGACAAUCAUGAAACUAAGAAGAUGGGAUUGAAGCAAUUUUUUGAGCACGAAAAGAAAAGCGGAAUGCCUGCACGAGUACAAAUGGCUCACGAACGGAUGGUAGCUGAGUUAAGUGAUGAUGAGGAUGCUUGGUGUGCUUAUGGAGCUUGGACAGAAUAUGAACUGAAAUUACCGCAAAUUUCGGUAGAGAUCUACGAACGGGCACUCCGUCACUGUCCAUACAGCUACGUUCUCCACCAACAAACUCUUCUAGCUCUCGAAAGAGCUCAGAAGCCAGACGAGGUUAUUGAUCGGCUAUGGGCUAAAGCAAAAAAUAAUGUAAUCAACGCUGCUGAAGAAGGUCGUGGUUUAUAUCGCACAUACGCAUUCUUGCUUCGGCGAAGAAUUUUUCUCGCUGGAUCGAAAGAUUUCUCUCCGAUGGCUGAAGUUUUCGACGAAGGAGCUGCAAUUCUAAAAGAGUGGUUCACAAUGGCCUGGGACCCGAAUGCUGAGUACCGCCAGAUGCAAGCAUAUUUCUAUGCUUCACUAAUGAAGGAUAUGGAUAAAUGCCGCAAAAUCUGGAAUGAUAUUCUGGCAUCAGGUUUUGGUAGAUUUGCUGGAAAAUGGUUGGAAGCAGUGCGAAUCGAACGACAGUUUGGAGAUAAAGAGAAUGCGAGAAGAUUCCUCAACAAGGCUCUCAAUUCUGUUUCGGAUAACAUCAACGAAAUUUAUUUGUACUAUGUUCAGUUUGAGAGAGAAGAGGGAACACUGUCUGAGCUGGAUCAGGUUCUGGAAAAAGUUAAUGCACAAGCAUCACAUCGUGCCAACCGUCCUCAGAAGAAGUUGCCAGAAAAGCCAUAUCCAUCAGAAAAAGAUAACAAGGAUUUGAAAAAGAGAACCGCCGGAGGCGAACCGAUUGUUAAGAAAGUUAAAUCAGCGGAUGGAGGUUUCAAAGCUCCUUUGCCUCCCACUGCAUUGAAGAAACCGACACCACCGUCCACACAAACUACCACAUCAUCCACUGCUCCAUCUGUUUCAUUUUCCACUCCAAAAUCUCAACCGGGAACAGAGGAUGCUCGUACAAUUUUCGUAUCAAAUCUUGAUUUUACUACAACGGAGGACGAUAUCCGACAAGCUAUUCAAGGUGUAACAUCUAUUCGUUUUGCUCGUAAAGCGCACACCGAUGAAACCCAUCGAGGAUUUGCUUACGUUGUCAUGGAAAAUGAAGAGAAGACGAGAAUCGCAUUGCAGAAGGACAGAGUUUCGGUCAAAGGACGUCCUAUGUUUGUAAGUGAGAUAGUUAAAGAAUCAAAACGAAUUUUCCUAUUUCAGAUUUCCGCAAAUGAUCCAGAGAAAAGAGUUGGAUUCAAGUUCUCAACAGGCCUCGAGAAAGCAAAAAUCUUCGUACGAAAUGUCCACUUCCAAGCAACAGACGAAGAGCUUCUUUUCGGACCCGUUAAAAGUGUUCGUCGUGUCACUCAUCGAGAUGGAAAACCCAAAGGAGUUGCAUUCAUCGAUUUCGAAUCGGAAUCGAGUGCACAACAGUGCGUUGCAUCUGGAGACAAGCUAGUUCUUCGCGAGAGAGACUUGGAAGUUGCUAUCUCAAAUCCACCAGCGAAAAAGGACAAACACCAUCCACAUGUUGGAUUUGCUGGAAAAGUUGCUAGUGAAGAAGAUGGAGGUCGCAAAGGUCAUGCAGCGAAAUUACAACUUGUUCCAAGAGCUAUUGCUGCCAAAGCCCCUCAAAUCACUGCUCGUAUGGAUGCCAUGGAUGUUUCAGAGAAGCCGGCUUCUUCGAAAGCAUCCACCUCAUCUACAUCAGCGUCAAAGCCUAUGUCUAACGAUCAAUUCCGACAAAUGUUCAUGAGAAAUUAG